Molecule: messenger RNA, 2945 nt
Organism: Daktulosphaira vitifoliae (grape phylloxera)
Lineage: Eukaryota; Metazoa; Arthropoda; Insecta; Hemiptera; Phylloxeridae
Product: H(+)/Cl(-) exchange transporter 7-like
Exons: 17
Coding region: 394-2667 (757 amino acids)
Biological process (GO): chloride transport; transmembrane transport
Cellular component (GO): intracellular membrane-bounded organelle; lysosomal membrane
Molecular function (GO): voltage-gated chloride channel activity
Source: RefSeq, a predicted model, not a curated record
UUAUUUUUAUAUUUACUUGUCUUUAUUAUUUUAAACCCUCGGAUUCUAGAACUCUGAUAUUACCUAGUCGCAUUUUAACUUUAUUUUUUUUUAAUAACUGUGGUAUCACAAGCUAUUAGUUUAAUUUUUUUUUAUAUUUAAAUACGAAUUUAAGCUAGUGUUGUUUAAUAUUAUUUAGUUGACCCUAUGUAAUGACAUUUAAUGGUCAAACAAAAAAUACAUUCUUUUCUAUUUGGAUCAUGAAUUGGUUAAGAUUAGUGCCAAAACUACAGUGAGUGGUUGCCUUUGCUACUGAUAAUAACUAGAGAGAACAAAUUUGUAUAGUGUCAAUAUUUUUACAAUUAAUUGUUUUUAUUUCUACUUACAUUUUCAUUUUAAUUUGAAAUUUUAAAAAUGGAAUCAGAGGAAGCUGCAGUAAAAAAAUUUCAUAAAAGUGAUUUCAAAAUAAGAUCACACUCUAUUAACUACGUAUCUUCUGAUUAUGAAAGUUUGGAUUAUGAUUAUUAUGAAAGUGAGCUUACGAUAAGAGAGGAAAAAUUAAAUGGUUACAAAACAGUUGUUGCAAGUAAUGUCGUCAGAUGGCUUAUUUAUUUUUCAAUAGCUGUUUGUAUUGCGGCUAUUGGUAUAAUGAUUGACAUCAUCAUUGAAUAUUUAUGCAAUUGGAAAUAUCAAUCAGUUCGUCGUUGUAUUGAUAAAGAAGAUUCUUUAACAAGAUGUAUUAUUAAUUGGAUAUUUUUUACUAUUGUUCCAACAACAAUAGGAAGUUGCGUAGUUUUAUUUAUGGAGCCCUCAACCGCGGGAAGUGGAAUACCAUUUGUAAUAGCAUACUUAAAUGGUAUACGAAUUUCAAGAAUGACCGCAGUACGUUGCUUAUUAGUAAAAAUCAUUAGUGUGAUAUGCGUUUGUGUAGCAGGUCUAGGGGGAGGAAAGGAAGGUCCGUUGAUAAAUAUUGGAGCGAUGGUUGGAGGUUCGGUUGUAGAAGCCUGGUGGAAAGGAUUUAAAAAAAUGUCAGGUGAAAAAAUUAUUGGACCCCUCCAAAACGACAGAGAAAGAAGAGAUAUGAUGGCGGCAGGAGCAGCAGCAGGGUUAUCGGCAGCAUUUGGCUCUCCUGUUGGUGGAACAUUAAUGAGUUUAGAAGAGGGCACGAGCUUUUGGAGCUCGAGUUUGAUGUGGAAAGUGUUUUUUUGUGCUGCCGUAGCUUUUCCAACAUGCAAUGCUGGAAAAAAAUUAUUAUUGGAUAAUAACAUAAAUAUUACAGAAUCACUUUAUAGUCAAAGUUCAUACUUUUUUGGUAAUUUUAAUGAAACAACUCUAACAUUUUCUUAUUCUGAAUUUCCUAUUUUUAUCGCAUUUGGAACUUUUGGUGGAAUUCUUGGAUCGUUAUUUGUUACAAUUAAUAAUCGAUUAUCCAUUUACAGAAUGAAACAUAUUGUAUCAAACAGGAAAAAACUACUUGAAUGUAUACUUACUACAAUUGUUGCGUCUGUUGUCAGUUUCUUAUCUAUUACGAUAUUAAACUGUCAUCCAAAAACAGAAAAAAGCGUAUCACGUGUAGUACAAAUGAAUUGUCCAGUAGGAACUUAUAAUGAAAUAAGUCCAUUUUGGCUUCAUACACAAGAAGAAAAUGUAAGAAUAUUAUUUCAUAGUCAAAUCGACGAAUUUUCGGUAACAUCAUUAUUUUUUUAUUCCAUAAUAUAUUUUUUAUUAACGGUUUAUACUGUUGGCUUAAACAUGUCUGCUGGAUUAUUUUUACCUUUGUUAUUGAUUGGUGCUGCUUGGGGACGUAUAGCUGGCAUAGUUAUUCACUAUUAUGUACCAGAUGUUGUUGGACUUAACCCAGCAAAGUAUGCAUUACUUGGCGCUGCAGCUACUUUAAGUGGCGUUGCAAGAAUAACAAUUAGUUUAACUGUAGUUCUAAUAGAAGCUACUGGAAAUUUACAGUUUUUGAUUCCAUUAAUGAUUACAUUAUUUUCAGCUAAAUGGACUGGUGAUUAUUUCAGCGAAGGUAUUUAUGAAAUGCAAAUGAAAUUAUCGGGUUUUCCGAUGUUGGUUAGCGAGCCUCCACCUAUAACUGGAGACAUAACAGCAGAAGACUUCAUGAAUAAUAAAAUUAUAGCAAUACCACAAAUAAUUAUGAUUGGUACUUUAAUUGACAUAUUGAACACUUCUAAGCAUAAUGGAUUCCCAGUUGUAACUCCCAAUAUAUGUUUCUGCAACCGAGUCAAUGCAAGAGAACAUAAAUGUUAUGGACUUCUUAAAGGGUUAAUUUUACGUUCUCAGUUGAAUGUUAUUCUGAAAAACAAUUUAUACUUAACUCCAUUACACGAUGAAAAUUAUUGUAAAAAAUUAGAAUUAAUCAGAAAAUACACAUAUAAAUGCCAUAAAUCUGAUCCUUUCCAAAAAAUAAAUAUUGAAGAUAAUGAAAGAAGCAUAGUUAUUGAUUUACGGCCUUAUAUGAAUGUGGCGCCUUACAUCAUUAGACUGGAAACAAGUUUACCAAGGACUUUUAGAUUAUUUCGCACACUAGGUCUUCGACAUAUAGUAGUCAUAAAUAAUACAAAUGAAGUAGUAGGCAUGGUAACACGUAAAGACUUAGCAAGAUUUCGCCUUUGGAGAAAAGCCGCCACAAUGGGUUUAAAGGAAAUUAAUUUACAUUUUUUCGAGUGAAGAGAGGCGAUAAAUUAUAGUGCCCCUGGGAGUUGUUGGCUACUCUGUAAACGCCUGCAAAUAUCGCCAUAUUAUUGAGUCUUAUCGUUGGAUAAAGAACCGAACUUCGACUUGCGGUACCUACAUUGCAUUAUCUUUAAAAUCUUACACAGAUUUUAGAAGGUUAUAAUUUGAUUCAUACUAAAUUGAACUGACACACUUUGUCCGACCUUAUUUUCCACAAUAUAUUUGUACAUUGGAUUAUUCUUGAUAAUAAAUUUAUACACAUGAAUGCCUUG